Molecule: messenger RNA, 4882 nt
Organism: Scatophagus argus
Lineage: Eukaryota; Metazoa; Chordata; Actinopteri; Scatophagidae
Gene: senp7
Product: SUMO specific peptidase 7
Exons: 24
Coding region: 231-3557 (1108 amino acids)
Biological process (GO): protein desumoylation
Cellular component (GO): cytoplasm; nucleus
Molecular function (GO): SUMO-specific endopeptidase activity
Source: RefSeq, a predicted model, not a curated record
CCCCCGAUUCACUUCCGGUGUUCACCGGAUGUUGCUAAGGAACACUGUAAUGACUGUGAAGCAGCUAGCGUUACAGAAACAAACCCAGCAAGAUGUGUACCUACUGUGUUUACAAGGUGCAGGUGGAAACGCUGUUCGAAAAAUAGUUGUUUACAUUCUCUUUAUAUUCUCUGUUAACAUCAAAUGAAGCCCUGGCUUAGGGAUGUAGGUGGUCCUGCAGGAGUGGAAGAAUGACAGCAGCAGUCCUAGGAUAUGCUGCUGUUUUACACUCUGCCUGCUGUGGGGACAAAGGACCUUCAGUAGCGCUCUUUCUUACACUGUGGGUGCAGCACUUUUACCUUGUGUUCUUGCUGUGCCUUACCAAACUGUGGACCAUGAUGGAGCGAAGAAAAGCCUUAACAAUACCAUUCACUAUUGACAAGGACAAAUUGAUGGAAAACCCAUUCAGAAUCCCCAUGACAUGUGUUUCAUCAGAGUGUGGGAAGCCUGAAAAACAGGUUUCUUGGACAGAAAUUGCAGGUUGCAAAAGCAUACAUUGUGAUUCACAGCAUAAAAACGGAUCUGUGCUGUUCGGUCCCAACCAUGCAGCCAAGGGUCCAUUGGAAAUGGCCGGGAGGAAGCCCUGUCUGAUCCUGACAGACAUCCUAAAGACAGAACUGGGCAAGGCUUAUAUGGAAAGGAUAAAACAGAAUUGUACCAUGGGAAAUGGGGGACAAGUUUUAAGUGCGCGGAGGGAAUGUGGUCAACACCAAGAGGAACGCCCAGUCUGCAGAGACAGGAGGUCCAGUCAGAGGGUAGCUAGGAAUGAUAAAAACCAGAGUGUAACUCCUACAUGCAACCAGAAGACCACCUUCUCUCCCUCUCAAAGAUCACGACUCCGGAGAAGGUUACAAAAUGCUGAAGACAACGUGGACAAAAAGGAAAAAGAUAUCCAGGAGGUGAUAAUAGGCAAGGACUGUGAAGAAGACUUUGUUGACUGUGGGUUGUCAGUGAGCUGGGAGCCUACUGAGGAUAGAGGAGGAUGUGAUGAAUUCUCUCCAGCGAGCAUCAAGGACAGGUGGACUGAUCCAGAAAAAGAAGUACAACACAGUUUGCAGAAAAGGAAAAGAAAGGAUGCAGGGUCCCAGUGCAAUGGAACUGGCAGUCCCAAACGCCAUCGUGAGAGUGUGCUUCGCCUCUCAGGGGAAAACAAAAGAGAUGGAGCACCGGCUACAACACGUAUUUGUGUAGGAGAAAGUGGAGAAGAUGGUGAUUUGGAGAGCCUGGAUCGUAGCAUUGUACAGUUCACUGUGGGAGCAGAUGAUCCAGCAGGUGCUCUGGUCCCAAUCAUCAACCCGAAUUUGGAGGCUGGAGACUUUAUUGAUACCCCCAAACAAAGUGUAUUGUCUAGCCAUGACAACACAACCAAAGCUAGCCCCUCUGAACCCAUUGUGCUGUCCAGUGACGAUGAGGAGAGCUGUGACGACUCUCAGCACUGCAGCCCAGCGCUGGUCACUGUGGAAGACACAGCAGUACAGGGACAGUCCCCACAAGAAGCUGUGACCAAAGAGCAGAAAGCUUCCCACACAGAGGACUUGCAGCUGUUGCGUAUAGUUGUAGAUCUUCCUCCGAUGGCAGUUUCUCUCAUCCCCAGUGUGGACUACACCGGCAUGGCCUUGGGCUUUUCUACCCUGCACUGUGGAGGUUACCAAGGGAAAUCGAAUGGCAACAUUGUGAUAGAAGACCAAAAAAUGUUCAUCCCAUUGACAGACAUUAAUGAACAGGUGGAGGUGAUAUUGACCUUUGAGCGCAAAGAGCUGCGGAAGUACAGUGUAUGGGAGCAGCAGGAACUGGAGGACCAAGAGCUUCACUUAAAUUGGAAUGAGGAGCCCUCCCCUCCUGCGUUCCUUCUGUUAUGUGUGUCAGAAACUGCUGCAGCUGCUGUACAGAAGGACCUGCUCAAGCUGUGUGCCAAACAUGAUGAAACCACGAACACCGGUAAGGCGAGCCCCUUCAUCCUGAUGACUCUUAGAGCUCCUCUGGAGGGAAUGGAGGGGACUUUAUUUCGCUCCCUCCUGGAAAUUGACUGUCUCAGCAGUCUUGCAGAUGAGCAAUCCAUUGUUCCCCGUGAUGCUGAUGGAGUUCAUUAUUUGGAAGAUUUCAAAACUCCUGUUCUUUCUCUGGAUGAUAGCAUAGAGAUGAUUAGAACAAGUAGACUGGACUCUCACCUUCUGUCUCUGCUGGGCCUGGAGAGCACUGACCCUAGACUCACCCCUGACCAUGAUGGUCUGCAUUCUGAUACAGACAAAAACGCUGCACCACUCAUCCAACUGGAUGUUGAUUCACAAAAAGAGACAGUACUGCAGCUGGAGGCAGAGAUAGAACAAGAAACAGAGACACAACUCAAACCAGAGUAUGAUCACAAAGAGCAAGAGCUUGAUCAUCCCUCUGAGAAAAAGGACGAACCCAUUCCUGUAUACACACUGUGCCAUCGGAGAACCAGGGGAUCCUACUGUGUGUCCCUGUGUAAACCUGACUCCAGCUGGACUAAAUAUAAGCAUCAGGGCCUGGCUCACAGAUUGAUCCAGUUUCCUCCCCCUCCAUUGAAAGGGGGGAUAACAGUUACAAUGGAGGACCUGCAGUGCCUUGACAGUGGACAUUUUCUCAAUGAUGUUAUCAUUGAUUUUUACCUCAAAUACCUCCUCCAUAAGGCCUCUGCUGCUGUGGCUGAGCGCUCCCACAUCUUCAGCAGCUUCUUCUAUAAGCAGCUAACAAGGAGGGACAACGCCAGUGAAGGCAGCACCAAGGAUUCCUGUCAGAGGCAGAGGCGGCACCAACGGGUGAAGACAUGGACACGCCAUGUGGACAUCUUCAAAAAGGACUUCCUUUUUGUUCCUGUCAAUCAAGAGGCUCAUUGGUAUUUAGUUGUCAUUUGCUUUCCUGGACUGCAUGAGCAAAAACAUGAGGCCUGGAAUGGUCCAAUAUCACAGAUGGGAUACAGUCAAAGAGGAACAAGUAAGCUACAGGUUGAAGAGGUGAUUCAGAGAUCUAAAAGCUCAAAUGAUGACACAGAGUCAGUGCCUACAUCAUCCACAUUAAACCACAGUGACAAUUCGGACACACACACAGAAGACGCUCAAGAAGAAUCCACUAAAGACACAAAACCUGGUCCAGUGAGCUGCACAGAGCGAACCUACCAGAAGAAAACUGUUUGCAAAAAGCCGUGUAUUCUUGUCAUGGAUUCCCUCAAACGUUCUCUCCAUGAGCGAGUCUUCAAACUCUUACGGGACUACUUGGAGUCAGAAUGGGAGGUCCGUCGUGGUUCAGAAAGGGACUUUGGUCCUGAUCAGAUGCAAAGCUCACACUGCCGAGUUCCCCUUCAGGACAACAGCAGCGACUGUGGCCUCUACCUGCUGCAAUAUGUUGAGAGUUUUUUGGAGGACCCUGUGGUGCACUUUGACCUCCCUCUACAGCUAGAACAUUGGUUUCCACGGCAGCAGGUCUGGAGGAAACGAGAUGAAAUCAGAGAUUUGGUUCUAAAUCUUUACCGACGUCAAAACUUGGACAGCAUCAGAUAAACAUGUGAAGCAGCUCUGCUGCUUUGUGUGUCACAUUCCUGUAGCCUUUAUUUAUCACUGCUCAUACUGAGCGAAUGACAUUUUAGUGUGAACUGAAAAUAUUUCCUUUAAAUUAGAUGGUGUAAAUGUUUUAUGCUUUAACUUGAACAAAAACCUUUGACUGUCUGUGGGUGAACAUGAGGGCAUCACUUAAUUUAAAAUAAACAACCAAAAAGAGAUUAAAUUGCAUUUAAACAUAGAGAUGAUUGAACAGCACAUGACUUUUCUGAUUGUUUUUAUGCUGCAGUAAGAUAUUUUUUAAAUACAUUUUUUAUUGACUAUUCUUUGUAGACUCAAAAAUAAAAUAAGAAACUGAGAAAUACAAUGAUGAUAAAAACUAGUUUGUGCAGCAAUUUGUAAGCAGUUUCGGUUUGGUUUACUUGCUUUGCUGAUUUCAUGUGUGACUUCCUACUUCAGUCACAGGUUUUCUAACUGUGCACUCUUUAAUUAUGCUUUUACUGGAUCUGAAUUCCCCUGAUUAUUGGUCAGGAUAUGAACUAUGUUGCAGUUUCUUUUCUCAGUGUCAUUCUAAGAUGACAUGCCAGUGAAGCCUCAGGAACUGGAAACCCACCAUGAAACAGUAGUUCAGUCUUUUGCCCCUUGUUGGAUACAUGAAACAAAAAAAUGAUCUGUUUCAGCAGCUCAGUGCCUCACUCAGUUAUCGGUGUCUGCAGAUGACACCUUUCUUUGGAGCAGAGUUCAACUGUUGUAUGCUACCAUUUUUCUGUGACACACUGCAGUGCAAUCCAUAAUGGACACAUGACUUAUUUUGGAACACAGUGAUGGUGGCAGAUACCAGCAUUUACUGUAAUAAAAUUGACAGAAUUAGACCAGAUUGUGAUGUCAGGCUAUCAGUGCAUACUGCUGCAUAUUGGGGUUUUUUGCAUCUAAAUCAUAUGUAUAGUAUAUAUAUGCUGUACACUAUAUCAUAUGUUAGAACAUAAAUCAUUGUUCAGAUACUCAUGUGGCAUUGAAGGUGUUUUUUAUCCACCUUUGACACACUGUUCAGGGGUGCACAUAGAUUAGCAUGUGCAGCGUUGAGCUUUCAAACAGGAAACCUACUGAAAUCAUGGCAGUCCAACACUGUUACCAAAGUUCUUCUCAGAGACAUCAGUCUUGAUAGUCUUGUAGUUUUCCCCUUUUGAUUCAGGUGUUUGUCUCGUUUAACACUUAGUGAUGUCCUCAAAGACGUUUGUUUAGACAGUUCAUUGACUGGAAGUACAGAAGCUGAUUUCAAAAUGUCUCUGGUUUCAGUUUGUGUAUUAAAACUCCUAGACCAAAUCACA